GUCAUGGGGAACAGUUCGGAGGUGGUGUUCCUGCUGGGCGGGCUGAAUGAGACUGAGGCUUCCAGGUGUGUGUUCUUCUUCCUGGGGCUGCUCAGUUACCUGUUCACCGUGUGGGUGAGCCUGAGCCUGGUGGUCUCGGUGAUCCUGGAGAAGAUGCUGCACGAGCCCAUGUACGUCUUCCUGUGUAACCUGUGCCUGAACGGCGUCUACGGGGCGUCCAGCUUCUACCCCAAGCUGCUGCACGACCUGCUGGCCGACGCCCACGUCAUCUCCUACGCCGCCUGCAUGGCCCAGAUCUUCGCCGUGUACUCCUACGUCUUCUGCCAGUUCACCAACCUCACCGCGAUGGCGUACGACCGCUACGUGGCGAUCUGCCGGCCGCUGCAGUACCGCGCCGUCAUGACGCCGCAGAAGGUGGCGCGGCUGCUGCUGCUCACCUGGAGCUUCUCGCUGCUGGAGACGGCGGUGGGCGUGGCCCUGACCUGCCGCCUGCCCAUCUGCGGCGUCCGCAUCGACCGGCUGUUCUGCUCCAACUGGGCGGUGGUGCGGCUGUCGUGCGCCGACACCACGCUCAACAACGUCUACGGCUUCGUGCUGAUGCUGUCCCACGUGGCGCAGACCGCCCUCAUCCUCGUGUCCUACGUGCACAUCGUGCGCGCCGCGCUCAGGUCGGCGGCGGGCCGCAGGAAGUUCAUGCAGACGUGCCUGCCUCACCUGAUCACGCUGCUCAACUUCACCUUGUCUCUGGUGGUGGACAUCAUGUACGCGCGGUACGGCGGCGGCGGCGGCGGCGGCGUGCUGCAGAACAUCCUGGCCGUGGAGUUCCUGGUGGUUCCUCCUCUCAUCAACCCCGUCAUCUACGGCAUGAACCUGCAGCAGAUCCGCCGCCGGCUCGCCCGAACCUUCAGCCGCAAGGUGCACCUUCUGACCUGA
Myripristis murdjan (pinecone soldierfish) is the source of this 933-nucleotide messenger RNA. Its product is annotated as olfactory receptor 6N1-like. Gene Ontology annotation, molecular function: olfactory receptor activity; odorant binding. Bases 4 to 933 code for a protein of 309 amino acids. The transcript has a single exon. Gene Ontology annotation, cellular component: membrane. Gene Ontology annotation, biological process: detection of chemical stimulus involved in sensory perception of smell; G protein-coupled receptor signaling pathway. Lineage: Eukaryota; Metazoa; Chordata; Actinopteri; Holocentriformes; Holocentridae. The record is from RefSeq and is a predicted model, not a curated record.